AUGUCCUUCCUUGUCGUUCCCCUCCUCAAAUUCGGCGUCUCCAAGGCCAAAAAACACCACGACGCCAAGAAACAAGCCAAACAAGGCGAGCAAUUCCAACAAUCCGGCAAUGCCUUCUCCUACGGACCUGAUGCACCCAUCCACAUGGCCAACUACCCAUCCAACGUCGGUCCUGGCGCCGACCUCCACUUCCCACCUCCAGCCAAGGACUCCACAAGCACAAGAACCAAGAUCAUGGGCAUGUUCAUGUCCGCCGUACGAUUCCUGCAGCUCGUCUUUGGAUUGACCGUUCUCGGCCUAUAUGGUCGAGAUGUGCAUCAUGACCACGAGAAUGGGGAGAAAGCACGCGCCAGGUGGGUGUUUGCUUUGAUCACGGCGUUUCUGGCCACGCUUACGGCGGGUAUCAGUUUGGGACUGCCCUUUCUGAUGAGUCGGAUGAGAUCGUCUUCUUUAUCUUCUGCUAGGGCCAGAAGCACCACGUUGAUACUUCCUCGAUUUGUGUGGGAGUUUGUCCUGUGUGUUUUGUGGUUGACGCUGUUUGGCAUCUUUGGGAAAAUGUACAUUGGGGUUUAUCCUGUUACCCAGCAUUCCUCGGGCAAGCAAGUGCCUGAUGGGGAGAGUACAAGCAGCUCGUCGGUGGUGAUUUCACCGCUAGGUGAUGCUGCGAAGAUCAACCGCAUGCGUCAUGCAGUCUGGAUUGACUUGGUGAAUCUCUUAAUGUGGGUGGGGACUGCGGCGUUUGUGUUGCUGCGCUGGUUGAAGAGUCGACGGGUCGAAAGCGGGGAUGAGGCCAUGGAUGCUGAGAAGGCUGAUCAGUUUUGA
Molecule: messenger RNA, 822 nt
Organism: Penicillium oxalicum
Lineage: Eukaryota; Fungi; Ascomycota; Eurotiomycetes; Eurotiales; Aspergillaceae
Exons: 1
Coding region: 1-822 (273 amino acids)
Source: RefSeq, a predicted model, not a curated record